Molecule: messenger RNA, 1516 nt
Organism: Quercus robur (English oak)
Lineage: Eukaryota; Viridiplantae; Streptophyta; Magnoliopsida; Fagales; Fagaceae
Product: ATP-dependent RNA helicase drs1-like
Exons: 7
Coding region: 1-1275 (424 amino acids)
Source: RefSeq, a predicted model, not a curated record
AUGGCAAAGAAAAGUAAGAAGCGAGCUAUAAAACAAGCAAGAGAUAAAGGUGAUAGUGGUAGUCAAUUACAAGUUACACCUUCAUCAUCUGAGUCACCAACUAAUGAAGCACUUGCUUCUUCUAAUAGUGUGAUUAAUGGGGGCAACGAAGGAUCUACUGUACAAAAGAAAAGAGGUUGGGGAAAGGCUAAGGGUGUUUAUCCAGGUCAUAACCGCAAGUGUGAGAUACAUGACAGAAGAUUCAUAGAAAAGAAAAUACCCCAAGAGAUUACUAUUAAGUUCCACCAAAACAUUACUGGGCCAUGGACAACUUUUUCAGAAUACCCUAAAGAACGACUGAAUAUGCUUUAUGAGUUAUACAAAGAAGCAAAAUUUGAGACAAAUGACUUAGUUCUUGAGAGGGAGGUAUUUGAUGAGCAUGUCAAACGACGCUAUCCUGAUUGGAUGUGGCACCUUAGGAAACACUGUGUAACAAAUAAAAUUCCUCAAAAAGAAUGGUACAAGCAUCCCCAUGAUGAUGUAACUCCAACUAUUUGGAAAGAGAUGUGCAACAAAUGGAAUAAUGGCAAGUGGCAGGAAAAGAGUGAUAGAAACAAAAGAAAUCGCAAAGAAAAUCAAGUUAUCAUUGCGACUACAGGUUCUGUACCAAUGGCUAAGCGUAGGAAAGAAUUGGAGGAGAAGAAUGGAUGUGAACCAAGUCCAAUCGAAUGUUUCAGGUCGAUGCAUAUGAAAAAGGAUGGUGUUACUUUUGCCAGUGAAAAAGCACAAAAAUUAUAUGAAAAAAUGGAUGCAAGGAAAUCAGAGGUUGCAUCUCAAGGUGAGAUUGUUAAUGAUAGUCAAAUAUUCUUUGAAGUGACUGGACCUCCUACUCGUGGUUGUGUGCUUGGCAUGGGUGCUGGUGUCAAGCCUAGAGAUGUGUAUGGCCCAAGUUCAUCUAGCCAGUGUAGUAAGCGAUGUCAAGUGGAUCGCUUAAAAGAAAAGGAGGAUUUUGAGCUUCGUUUUAAAGAAUCAGAGGAUAAAAAUUCUGCUGAGAAAAUGAAAUUGCAGGGAGAAAUCAAUCAAUUGAAAGAGGAAAUGCCUAGUAUGAUAAGGUUUGCUUUGGAAAAGAUGGGCUUUAAUUCUAUGCAAGAACCUACUACACAGACCAAUGCUGGAGAAGGAAAUCAAAAUGUGGACGAAAAUACAGAAGAUGACUCUGAGGAGGAAGAUGACUCUGAGGAAGAAGAUGACUCCGAUGGCUCUCAGAAGGAGAAUACUGACUCAGAUGAUGAUUGAUCUUCCAAUAUUUAUGUUUUCAAGUUUGGUGAAGGAUAUUAUAGCUUUCAUUUAGACGUUUUUAUUAAAAUUUUUUAUUCUAUUUUAUAGAUGUUUUAAUAUUUUUUUCUAUUGCAUUAUGUACUUUCUAGAUUUGGACAAUUAUGGAUUUGUGCUUGUUAUUUGAAUAGAAAAACUUUUGGGAGAUUUAUGUUUCCUCGCAAUUAAAAUAUUAGAAAUGAUCUCUCUUUUAUUAUUGACA